Mercenaria mercenaria is the source of this 3459-nucleotide messenger RNA. RefSeq lists its product as uncharacterized. NCBI's taxonomy places the organism in Eukaryota, Metazoa, Mollusca, Bivalvia, Venerida, Veneridae. The transcript has 3 exons. The record is from RefSeq and is a predicted model, not a curated record. Bases 83 to 1438 code for a protein of 451 amino acids.
UUUAAAGGUGUGUGCGCGCGCCUACAGAACCUGUUUAAGAUACGGGUAUUUUAGGCACAAAAGCAAUUUUCAAAGAACUGGUAUGGCGACCAUUGCUGUCAUGGAUAUUUUGCUUUGUCUUUCACUGGUUUUAAUAUUAAUUGGAAUUGCACGCGGCGACUGCGAUAGGAAUGUUGGCCCCGCGGGUUCAAAUGAAUGCGUUCUGCUUGAACCUUACUACAGCAAGUACCAGUGGGCAACGUGUCUUACUGACCAGUAUAUUAGGACGUACUCAAAGGGAGCCCACCAGUGUAGGGACACCUCUAGGACAUACUGUUGGUAUCAGUGUAUGGUAGAAGUACAUAGUCUUGGCGAAGGGCCUGUUUAUGACGGCUGUGCAUGCGGAGCAGACGCCCCAAGAAAUGUUACAACACAGCCGACCGUUGUGACCUCAGCCAUCCCGGAUUGGUGUUUCAGUCCAUCUGGAACAGAAUGCAGCUGGUACAGGGAUUGUCUCGAGAAAAGAUAUCCGUGUGAGGAACAGGGCAGUUCCUAUGCAUUAGAUUAUGCAGAGAAGUUUUGCAAUUUGUAUCAAAUCCAUUAUUCAGAAUUUAACUACAAAGGACAGCAAUGGAUCGAUGCAGUUAGGAAAUGCCUACAAGUUAAACUUGUGCCCAUCCUUAGACCAUUUGUAAAGGCGACAUGCGAAGGAAUCAAACAAACUGCAUUUGAUUCUCAUUCUGGUUGUUACCUCCAUCCUGACGAAGGUAAGCCAUCUAUUUGUGAUAUAGGUUUCGCAAACUGGGCACGAGUAUUUUGGACUGUUAAAAGCGCAGUAAUUCAAGAUGCCAGAGUGGCCUUUAAACAGAUGUUAGAUGUUGUACAGGCGUGUGGUUCUGAAAUACUGAACAAAGGGAUGGAACUUAUAAAACUGAAAUUCAAGCAGACGACAGAUAAAAUACAAAGAAGUUUGGAUGAAAUUGCGGAAAAAGUUUCAAAUUUGAUAUCAGAAAAAAUGAACUGGUUUAAAAGAGGGAUUAUGCAUUUUGGAUACCCGGUUCAGGGGAGACCAAAUCGUAACAAACGCGACACUGACAACGACACUGAUAACAACUUUUACAUCAACAUACUGAUAGCUGCAAGAUCGGAAUUUGAUCUGAACGCCGAAAACAACCCUGUCGCAAAUAUAUCAGCUGAGGCGAUCGACGUUGCUAAAGCGAUAGAAAACGGUGAUGUGCGAGUCAAGAUGGAAGAUGGAUUGGAAUUUACGGAACUGAGUGUUUGCUCUAACUACAAUUGCACUGAAACCUCUCUACAAGUUACCCCAGCUCCACCGGAGGAGAUAGAAAAUGGCGGUAUUCGUUUAACCACCGUUAUCAUUAUUGUAGUCGUGGCGACAUUUGGUGUAGUCCUUGUGGUACUGGCCGUAGUUGUGCUGCGAAAACUGCGCAAGUGUUAAUUUUUCUUCCACAUUUAAGAAGGCAUUGAUGAUUUUUUUCAUCGUCGGGAUGUACCGAAUGCAAGACGUCUGUGGCAGGAAAACAAACUAAUAAUUUGAGGAAAUUUUAGAAAGUGUGAUUAUAUAUUUAAAUUUUGUGAGUUGUGCGCGUAUGUGGACUUGAAGUCGAUGUUCUGCCAGGCCGUCAGGAGUUGUCGACACUAUGGAGACGGACUAUUUGUGCGCGUAUGUUGACUCGAAGUCGACAUUUUGCCAUGUCUUAAAAAACUGUAGAGACUGAUGUUGACACUAUGCUGACACUGUGGGGGAAGGAUUAUUUGAAUUUUUUAUUUGUAAGUUGCGUGCGUAUGUGGACUCGAUAUCGACGUUCUGUCACGUCUUGAAAAGUUGUUGACACUUCGGUGACGGACAAUUUCAGUUUUAUAUUUGUGUGUUGUGCCCUUAUAUAAACUUAAAAUCGAAUAGUUGUCACAUAAUCUCUUGGGCUGUUUAUUCUAAAUCUUACAAGUUAUGGACCGCAUGUACUGUCAUGUACAAGACAAAGAGCUGAAUAAACACCGCAUUUCGAGGUCCAAAAGCUUCACUUCAUGUUUUAGAAUUUUUUAACAAGAUAAACAUGAAUGCAUUUCUAAAAUGUACACUGAAACUGGAGUGCAGAUACCAAAUGUAAGAAUAAGUGAUACUGCUUUACUAUAAAUUGAUUGUACAACUAUAAAUCACUAGUACGUUUAAUCUAAAACAGCCAGAGGUUGUUCUUUUGUUUGUAGGGAUGCGCUGUAUUCAUUAUCGAUUAAAAUUGUGUUGAUUGCAGUAAGUACAAGUAUCAGAGGACUGUUUGAAAAAUUCAGCAGUUACGUAAUUUUUAUCAAAUAGUAAUAAAUGUAUGUACUAAGUGCUACACAAAGUCACGAUAUCAAAGUCACAAUACUAAUCCCCAAUGAUAACGCGAUUCCCGCCGAAACGCGAGGACGAGUCUAUUUCAUGAUAACUGACGAAAUGAUAAUUCAUAAUGGUUACCUUUACUUGACAAUUAAAUAUUGGUAUUUCUUUCAUUUUAAAUAGUUAUUAUGUAUAUGGCAAUAUAGCUCAGUUGGGUAAACUGCAGACAUCAUUUGGAUGUAAGUCGUUUUGUGGGUUCGAAUCUUCAUAAGUUCUUUUUCAGAUUUGUUUUUUUAUCUAUUCGUUUUCAUUUUUAUUUCAUUACUUUUGUUUGUUUCUUUCUUUCUUUGAUGGUUUGAAUUUGUAUAUAUGUCUUUAUAUAACACAAUAGCAUGUUCAUUAUUUGCAUGACUUGAGUGCAUGCAUUUAAUCUAUCAUCUUUGAUAUAUAAUAAACUUUUCUGAUCUGCCAUAUCGACUUUAGAUACCUCUCUGUCGUAUUGUCACAGAGCUCAUGAAGGAAACCUAAUUUUUAUGCAAAAGUGAAAUAAAAAUUAAUUCUCAAUACUGAGUUUCGAACCCACACGGCAAAAGAUCUAUUGACCAUGGACAUCAUGCUUUACCACUGAGCUAAUUUGUAAUUUGAACAAAAUCCGGAAAUAUUUAGAUUGUAACAUGCUAGAAAAAUGCUGAAUUCCCUAUGUUCCAUUUUAAUCUAUUUAUAGUCAUGUUUGUAAAUAUCAAGUUAUCGUUGGGGCAUAGUACCUGUCCCAAUUUGAUUUAUAUAUAUUGUUUUGCAAGAAUGUCCUUGAAUCCGUUCUAUCCGAUUUGUUUUUAAGCUAUUUUAUCGAUCACAUUCGCAGCGCCCUUUCAUAUACAAUUGAAGUUAUUUAGGCUACACGUAAGCGGAUACCGAGACAAAAGCGAUUUUUAUUUGUUUUGUGUUGCUGUCAGAGUUACUGUAAUAAACAUGUCAUGUUUAUAAUAUGUUUUAAAUUCUUAACUGCUGUUGAGGCGAUUCUAAACUAUACAAUUAUAAUUAUUUCAUUUCCCGUAAAGAAUGCGUACACAUUUCAACUAUGUUUUAGGAUCUUGAACACUGUGUGUGUGUUUUUUUUUAAAGAAUAAAAACGUCCGCAUGUU